ACCGCCCUGAUUCAAGUCGCGUGCGAGUUAAUGAUACGAUUUUUUUUAAUUAAUAACAAACACGUUUUAUACAUGUUAGCCUUAUGUAAUCUGGUUGACUUCUGGUUUAUUUUAGGAAAAAAAAAUUAGGUUUUUUGACUAGUUAUUGCCAGAAUCAGACACAACAUGGACGGUCCCGUUGGACCAUCUCCAUGUAAGCCGAGCAGCGGACGUGAGGAGUCACGUGAUAUUCACACGGCGAGGCUGGGCGCGCGGGAAGCGAACGAUGACAGCUGUCAGUCCAACUGUCAGUGUGACAAGACGCAAGGGGAAGUCAAAAUAAGGAGCAAGAGGUACGGCAGGGGAGCUGUGGAGUCAGGUUUAACACACGAAUGUGGCGUGUUUGGGGCUAUAGGUACUGGCGACUGGCCGACACAGGUGGAUGUCGCACAAGUUAUAUGUUUGGGGCUUGUGGCGUUACAACACAGAGGUCAAGAGUCGGCGGGGAUCGUGACGUCAGAGGGCAAGAGUGCACGGACCUUCAAUUCUCACAAGGGCAUGGGCCUGAUCAAUAAUAUCUUCAACGAUGAAGCCAUGAAGAAGUUGAAGGGAAACCUUGGCAUAGGGCACACCAGGUAUUCGACGUCAGCCGCGUCAGAGGAGGUGAACUGCCAGCCGUUUGUGGUGCACACGGCGCACGGCGCGCUGGCUGUCGCGCACAAUGGCGAGCUUGUCAAUUGCAGCAGCCUCAGGAAAAUGGUGCUCGGUAGAGGUGUAGGUUUGUCCACACAUUCAGACUCGGAGCUGAUCACACAGGCAUUGUGUCUGAACCCACCCGAGGGAGAGACCAAUGGACCCGACUGGCCUGCCAGAAUCAACAAUCUUAUGAGGUUGGCACCUCUAAGUUACUCGUUGGUUAUAAUGUUGAAGGACAAAAUCUAUGCAGUACGAGACCCUUACGGCAACAGGCCGCUGUGUCUUGGAAAAAUAUUACCUUUGGGCUCAUCUUAUGUCUACAAACAGUCGUCGGCGCAGCAUGCAGCUGUUUUAACAAAUGGCAUAGCUAAGAAUGGAGUCGAUGAUAAAGCUGAAGGUUGGGUUGUCUCCUCGGAGUCCUGUGGUUUUCUCUCAAUAGGCGCUCGCUACGUGCGGGAGGUGUUGCCGGGGGAGAUAGUGGAGAUGUCGCGGCGAGGUAUCCGCACUGUGGCGGUGGUGGAGCGCCCGCCUGACAAGCAGCAGGCAUUCUGCAUCUUCGAAUACGUCUACUUCGCGAGAGCUGAUAGUAUAUUUGAAGGUCAAAUGGUGUACUCAGCGCGGCUGCAGUGCGGGCGCAUGUUGGCGCGCGAGUCUCCAGUUGACGCGGACAUCGUGUCCUCUGUGCCCGAGUCCGGUACUGCCGCCGCGCACGGAUACGCCCGACAGUCUGGUAUACCAUUCAUGGAGGUGUUGUGUAAGAACCGGUACGUGGGUCGCACCUUCAUCCAGCCAUCGACUCGUCUGCGACAGUUGGGUGUGGCGAAGAAGUUCGGAGCGUUGUCAGAGAACGUACGCGGGAAACGUAUCGUAUUGAUUGACGACUCCAUCGUCAGAGGAAAUACUAUCGGACCUAUUAUAAAGCUGCUGAGAGACGCCGGCGCUGCUGAGGUUCAUAUAAGGAUAGCGUCGCCUCCACUCAAGUAUCCUUGUUAUAUGGGCAUCAACAUUCCCACUAGAGAGGAACUCAUCGCCAACAAAAUGGACUCCUUCAAGCUGGCUGAACAUGUUGGUGCUGACAGUCUGGAGUACCUCAGUGUGGAAGGACUAGUGAGCGCGGUACACUACAAUAUGAAGACGUGUGCGGAGACUGGUCUGGGUGGUCACUGCACCGCCUGUCUCACUGGGGAAUACCCUGGUGGACUACCUGACGAUGUCGACUGGUGAAAUACACUUGCAUAGACCCUAAAUUACCUUUUCCACUAAGCGACUAGUUACACGAUCGACUACAGUGGAAAUAGUCAUAUAGGUUAGUGGAAAAUGGGUUUAAAAUUUCUUGUAUAUUGUCAUUUUAUAUAUUUUUUAAUAACACUUGCCUAUGCGGAAAGUUGGUUUAGUUGGGAAAGUUUUUG
Papilio machaon (common yellow swallowtail) is the source of this 2084-nucleotide messenger RNA. RefSeq names its product amidophosphoribosyltransferase. Lineage: Eukaryota; Metazoa; Arthropoda; Insecta; Lepidoptera; Papilionidae. Gene Ontology annotation, biological process: purine nucleotide biosynthetic process; purine nucleobase biosynthetic process. The record is from RefSeq and is a predicted model, not a curated record. Bases 166 to 1899 code for a protein of 577 amino acids. The transcript has 14 exons. Gene Ontology annotation, molecular function: amidophosphoribosyltransferase activity.